AUGGGAAAGUCGUUUAAAACCUCCAACGCCAUGUCGGUUGGAUUUUCACCGCUUCCCAAUGCUUCAAGCAGGAAGAUCCAACGAAUGAACACCCAGUCGGUCAUCGUGUCGGCGGUAAAGAAUAAUCAAAUUGUUCCAGCCAUAUCUACGACCAGACAAACGGAGAAAGCAAGUGAAAAAGAUCAGUUCCUAACACUCAGUUUUCAAGAAGCUUUUGGCGUGCUAGGAUAUCCCAUGUUAGUUACACUUGCGGCAUGCAUCUCGUGGACAAAUUGUUUGAUAUGCGUGACAUUACUUCCGAACCAAGUUGCUAACUGGUUAAUGGGUACUAAUGGCUACGACAAUGGUCAGUUCUGGUUAAUUAUCGAUACGGAUCCGGUGAUGAUCAAGAUUGGCGCAGUAGGGCUUGUGGUUGUGAAUGCUUGUUAUCUGUACGUCGUCGUCAAAAUGCUGUGUUGGCGAAAUACCGUUCUUAAUCUUCAGCGAGCCACUCUAAGGCUAGAAGAGCAACAACGAAUAGACUCUGCAUCAAACUCGUGGGUUUGUACUGCAGGCACUCGCGUCAAGACUCAGUACGUGGAGUUGACAUCAUUCCGUGGGAGCAAGCGGAAAUUCUGGAAUGUUUGUUUGAAGGUAUUCAAUUUGACCAUGCAGAUGACAGUGCUGCUCGAGCUCUUGGAAAUUGGAAACCCUGAGGCUCUUGUUUAUGGAUACACUGCAUUAAUUUCGUUGGGCUCUUUAGCAGGAGCGGCCAAGAUACUGAUUGGAAAGUUUUCUGCGAUGGGGGAGGUUAUCGCCGGUUGUGUCUUCGACCUAUUCGCUGCAAUCAUUUUUCCAGUUCUAGUGCUCGUGUACUGCUACUACAAUUUUCAGUUUGAUGACGCCGUGUUUGCUACAUAUCUGGAAAUCCUCCCGGUUGGCAGCUUUGAGCGCUCUGCUGCAGUGUUUGCUGACCCAUCCGAAGUGGCACUUUUUCGCUCGGCAUUUGACUCGCUCCGGAUUAAAUCUGCUCUCGACUUUAUUCUUCGAGUUGGCAUCAACCUGUCGUUUUGCUAUCGUCUCAAGCGCAUUGGAGAUGUCCUUGUUGUUGCGCAUCUACGGCGCGCACAGGCCGUGCGAGCAAAGAGAAUUAGGCGGCCAAGAAAGCAAAAGCCAGUACCAAGAGUGUUUGCAGUAUUUUUCAUUGCCUUCAGUGUCGUGGUGUGGAUGGUGACUAAUCAAGCUAUCACGGACUCACACGCGCACUGCUCUCAUUAUGCGCAGUGUGUUGUUUACGCUUACCGCUGGAAACAGGAUGGGGUGUGUCCGUGUAGAAUAUUAAUCGACGUGGAUCGAGCACCAAAAACGUACGACGAGUGGAUCAAUCCGGUCGAUGUGUACAGCACUGUCCAAGCAUUGGCACUUUCAGGAGAAUUACGGUCACUCCAGUUGAUUAAUCGCCAACUACUGGAAUUGCCAAGCGAACUUCAAUCCUGCCGACACCUUUCGUCUUUGGAAUUAAUUUAUACCGGUAUCCAGAAGAUUCCGUCGUGGGCCAAGGAAUUCAAGUAUCUUCAAAUUCUUCAUUUGGAGGGAAAAGUUGGAAGCCAAAACCUCCUUUCGCUACCCGAAGAUCUCUUCAGUGAUAUGCCGUGGCUCUCCACAGUUCACAUUGGAAUUCACCCCGAACUUUCACGUCUUCCACCUCUCAGCGGUGUUCCGAAUCUUCGGAGUGUGACUCUAGCGUGGUUACUUGAGCUGCGGACACUCCCGAGCUUUAAUCAUGUUUCUCAACUGCAAAGUCUUGUCUUGGGGUUACUCCCUCACCUUGAGCAGCUACCAGACAUGGCACCUCUGCAGUCUCUCCAGAAUUUUACAAUUUCGCGACCGAUCCAACUCUGUUGCAAUGGGUUUCGUGGAACAUGUGACUUAACCGACAACUACUGCGUCAAAAACCCGAGCUCGAGUAUUCCAGCGGCACUUUGUUUUAAUGACACACCUUUUCUCGGCCAUGCUGGUACUCAGCAAGCGUUCGAGAGAUUUAAUGCUAGUAUCUGCCAGAAAUUGUCAUCGGACUUGCUAGUUGUACCAGGUGGGCCUACCAAACAAACGAUCGAAGUGUGUGACAGCAAACCAUUCGCCCGUUGUGAGCGUCCUGAUGGAGGGAUUGGUAUCUGCUACAACACUCGCAUGCAAGUGCUUUCAUGUUAUGGAGACGAAAACUAUAUCAAGCUACGGCGAUAUCAGAUUCAAAAGGAUAUUGGGCAAAAAUGUGAUCCCGCUCUGGAAGGCUGGCUAGGCUGCAGAGAUUGA
Molecule: messenger RNA, 2292 nt
Organism: Phytophthora nicotianae INRA-310
Lineage: Eukaryota; Oomycota; Peronosporomycetes; Peronosporales; Peronosporaceae
Exons: 5
Coding region: 1-2292 (763 amino acids)
Source: RefSeq, a predicted model, not a curated record